UUUGAAGGUGCGGUUUACUUUGAUGGUUUAGAGCCUCGGCACACGUCUCAUAAACCUCUCCCAGCUCCACCCAACAGGAGGAGGAGACGAAGAAGCGAGAGAGCCUCCUGCCUCUCUCUGCGAGCCAGAAGAAGAAAGUAGGUCUCGUCACGCCAAGCAACAGAGUAAGAAUGGACUUGACUCUCCUCAAGGAGGCCAUUGCCUCCAAAUCAUAUGAUCAAGUUGCAGAUAUCUGUGAUGAACUCGAGCUCCAGUUUGCCGCUCGAGGAGUUAAUUAUCAGAAUGAAUGGCCAUAUGCAAUCCAUCUUCUAGGGCAUAUUUAUGUACAAGACAUUAACAAUGCAAGAUUUAUUUGGAAACGGACUCCAUCAGCAAUCAAAGAAAGCCAGCCUGAGGUUGUUGCAGUGUGGAAGAUAGGCCAGUGCUUAUGGACGCAUGACUAUGCUGGUGUACACGAUGCAAUUCGUGGAUUUGAUUGGAGUGCAGAAGUUAAGGAUCUUGUCAGUGCAUUUUCAGAGAGUUAUACUAAGAGAAUGUUCGAUUUACUCUCAUCUGCAUAUUCUACAAUAACUGUGGCUGAUGUUACUAAAUUUCUUGGACUCAGUGAGGAAGGUGUCACAAACUAUGCACUGCAGCAUGGUUGGACCAUUGAUCCAGAAUCGAAGAUGCUCACGGUUAGAAAGAUGCCGAAAGUUGUCCAACAGAAACUUGAUCCUAGCAAAUUGCAGAACUUGACAGAAUAUGUUUUCCACCUUGAGCAUUGAUGGGAGUUAGAUUUUAUGGCCUGGUUUAUUUUUGGCUAAGCAGUUUUUGGCAAUCUUCUGAGAGUGUUUGUUCCUUGGGUUGAAGAAGUGAUGAAGAUGUUGCAUUUUUGGCGAGUUGUUGCUUAGGAUGAGGGUAUUGCUAUAUAAUGAAUGGGAUACUUGGGUUGCUUGUCUUUUUGGAAACAUCUUUGAUUUCUCUGAAAAUCCCCUCCCCUGUAAGUUUUCGCUACUUUUCUUUUUUGGAAUAUGAUGGUAGGAUUGUUUAAUA
This is a messenger RNA of Amborella trichopoda, 1032 nucleotides long. NCBI's taxonomy places the organism in Eukaryota, Viridiplantae, Streptophyta, Magnoliopsida, Amborellales, Amborellaceae. The record is from RefSeq and is a predicted model, not a curated record.